AUGCUGAAGCCUGUAGACAUGACAAGUGGCAGGUGGAGCGUGCUCCUCCAAUUCAUCAACGUGGUCAUUGGCAUUCUGAACUGGUUGCACGGCAUAAAGCAGACAGUGCCGACUGGCAAGCACACGUUCGCUCAACAAGCAGUUUUGAAAAACAUCGUGGAUCGCACAGUGUGGACACUCACACGCCUGCAACAUGCGCAAGAUGGCUGGGAGCGGUUUGUGCCAGAUUUUGUGCCAGGUUUCACUGCAGGUACAACUUCUUUCCAAGACUUGGUUGCUGACAGGGUGGACAACUUGCAAGCGGCUGGCUUAUGCGAUCCUUUGCCCCACUUGCCAGCCCAUGUAUGGCACGGCCGGCGUGUUUCAGAAUCAGCUUCUGCACCUCCAAAGCCGAGACACUUGGCUUCCCCAACUGCGUUGACCUUUCUGGAGUGCAGCGAUGGAAUACCACUACGCCUUAGCAAGCGCGAUGCUACGUGUUGGUUUGACCAGUUGAAGCUUCCCAGCUCUCUUCGUCGAUACAUGGCCAAACCGCCCAUCUCCACAGUGGAACUUGUCAAUGCUGGAAUGUCAGUGGCGGAUCAGCGGCAGCACAUGGAAGAUGGACAUGCUUGGCGCGAAGGUUUGCUAUAUCCUUUGCACUGCGUCUGGCCUAUGGGAUUUUCUUGGUCUUCUUACAUAGUCCAAGAAGAGAUGCUGAGUGUUUGUCAAGAUGCUGGCAUACCAACUUCAUCUCUCUUGGCUUGUGAUUGCGUGACACCUACAUCGUUUGAGCUUGUUGCUGCGGUGGCCACCGAUGAUGUCAUGAUUUUCAGCGACGCUGGCCCUGGUGCCACCUGUGAAGCAGCAAGAGCUUUCGAUGCAGCUAUGGAUGCACGAUGCGCAGUCCGAAAUCUUAAGAAGGACGUUGACGACGCGCUCUGUGGUACCUGUGUUGGGGUUGACUUAGUAGACGGAUACUUUCUGGAUGUGACGCUGGUCGCAGCUGGCGCGCGGGCGAUGAGCCAGAAGGAGGCUCAGCGCCAGUGUGCCAAGCUCUCGCAGAAGUGGAGGCUUUUGGCUGAAGCCGAGCCUCAAGGUUUGCAGCUGCAGCGAAGCUUUCAGUUCAAAGACUUCGGUGCAGCUUGGGGCUUUAUGUCGCGGGUGGCGCUGUGCGCGGAGAAGGCGGAUCACCAUCCGAACUGGAGCAACGUGUACUCCACGGUCGACGUGACGCUGUGGACGCACGACGCCCCGGGGCUCACCGAGAAGGACUUUGCUUUGGCCGCUCAGAUGGAUGCCAUUGCUGAGACCUCUGGUCUGGCGACCUCGCAGGAAGCGCGGGAUGCAGCUCUGAACCGCUUAGCUGAGGACACCGUUGGGACCAGCGGAGGUUCCGCACCCGACCUGGCAGGUUCCGCACCCACCGCACGUUGGGGUCACACCAUGGAGGGCUACGACACGGUGCGGAAGGGCGAACCGGUUCCGGUCGACACGGCGUUACGGGAGAACUGCUCCCGUGGGCUGGUUGGGCUCAAAGGUCCGACCCUGAACGACCGGAGCUCCGACCGGCACCGAUCGCAGGAGCUCGUGAUCUUCGGAGGCAUCGCCGAGGAGUCGGCGCUCCUCUCGGACGAGGGCGCGAGGUCGGACGAGAAAAUCUCAGUGGGGAUCUACGACAAAAGUCAAGACUUCCUGGCGCCGCUGGCGCCCGCGGAGGGCUGGGGAGAGCCCGGAAGCACCGUGGUGCACCACGUCUAUCACGUGGAGCACACGCCCUCUUGGGUGCACACGCCAACUGUGGUGCAUGUGCCUGGAGUGUCCGGAUCCUCCUUCGAUUCAUCCACCUUCGACAGCUUGUCAGGGGCACCCACCUUCCCCGAGAGCUUCUCGGGGUCCACCUUCGCUCACGGCUUGUCGGGGGCUUCGGCCUUUCCUGACUUGGCGGGAUCGCCCAGCUACGCCGACAGCUUCUCGGGGUCGGGCUUGUCUUACGUGCCGUCCCAAAGCACGGCCGAUGCGGUGGCGACGCACGGAGCGGGAGAGACUCCUGAAGAGACGUCGGAGCGCAUCCACAAGAUGGUGGAGCGAAUGUCCAAGUACGUGGCCUCCAAGUCUCCCGAUCCAGCCACCGUGCAGAUGGCACAGCGUAUGGAGCUCUCGGCCAGGAACGGCAUGUUGAGAGAAGAGGGCUAUGACAACAUUGCCACGAUUUUGUCGAAGGCAUCCAUGUUGUCGUCACCAAGUGCUCCGGUGUUCGAGACGGCGGCCACAAAGGGUUUUUUGGCCACGCGGGAGGAUUUGGAUUGGCUGCUCAAUCACUGCGGUGAAGCGGCGGUGGCUGGGGAGAAGAACAUGGAAGAGACCACCGCAGGAGGCGACACGCCCUGUCCCGCCGGCCAAGCGUGUAGUCCGACGAAGAGCUACGGUGCUGGCACGCCUUGGACCAAUUCCGAGGUGAAGUACUGCUUCGAUGUGCAGCUGGCGCCUAGCGCCAAGAGUGCCGUCGAGUGCGCCAUUACGAAGAUCAGGCAAGCCGUGCCUGGUAUUACCUUUACGAAUGUCGGGCAGCGAGGCUCUGGAAGCUGCAAUUCAAGGCCUGCGAUCUUCGUCCAGUCCCAGAACUCUGGGUGCUGGGCUAAUAUCGGCAUGACGGGCAGCUUUUCAGGCUUCUUCACCGGGAACCAGCAGUUGAAUUUGCAGACGCCGGGCUGCAACGACUGUGGCACAGCCAUCCAUGAGAUGCUGCACAGCAUGGGCAUGGCGCAUGAGCAGAGUCGACCGGAUCGAGAUAACUAUGUGACGAUCAACUGGCAGAACAUCCAGAGCAAUAUGCAUAGCCAGUUUGCCAAGGAUAGCUAUGCGGACACGAACCGGCCCUACGACAUUCUGUCGAUCAUGCACUACGGCCCAACCGCCUUCACCAGCAAUGGCAUGCCCUCAAUCACUGUGAAGCCGGCGGGCUUCGCGCUCUACACGCAAGAUCCUAAUCGAUAUCAGUACUAUCGAACGGGGCAGCGGAUGGGAAUGAGUGAGCGCGACAUCGGCCAGCUGAAGGAUCUCUAUCAGUGUACCACACCCAGCACCUGUAUGGGCAGCAAUAUGGUCGUGGUGACCUCGCAGCCGUCGAGCGCCGUGCGGCCACCGAGCCCCGUGGGGCCCAUCGGACCGAACUGGCCAGACAUGGGCGGCUUUGGCAACAUGCUGCAAGGUGACUCCUUGGUACAGCUCGUGGUGGCCGCAGUGGUCAUCAUUGUGCUUUGCUCCGCACUGAGCUGCCUGUGCUCCCGUGGUGGUACCUCCGUACCUUGGGCCGACCAGAGGCCUAGUGCCCGGUGCUUCCACGGGGCCUGCGUGGCCAAUGACCUCUACGUGGUCUUCGGUGGCAAUGAGGCCACCGACUUCAGUCAGCCGCUGAACGACCUCCACCUGUUGGAUCUCAGGAGUGGUACUUGGACCUCUCCCGAGACCAACGGAGAGGCUCCCUCCCCAAGGUUCGGUCACAAGUUGAUCCAUGGCCCUGACAAUCAGAUCUUCGUCUUUGGCGGCUCCACCAGUGCUGGUGCUGUUCCGGGCAGUCUUCAUUCCUUCAAGCUGUCCACCAACACCUGGUGUACGGUCCAGGUCCAAGGGACACCUCCCUUGGAACGCUCCUUCCACUCCUUUGACCUCAUCGGCAAGUGGGGCUUUUGCUUCGCAGGCUGCUCCCGUCAAAGCAGUGUGAGCGACUUGUACAUUUUGGACGUGCCGAACAUGCGCUGGGCACGACCGCUCUACGAGGGACAGGUCAAUUGCAGAGGGCAUGCCUCGUCGGUGCUGCAUGACAAGCUUAUUGUCUUCGGUGGCGUCAGAGAUAAGGUGACUCAGUCCUCGAGAGGAGCACCGGACGUGGAGUCCCACAUCUCCAAGAAGCUUUUCUUCCUCAAUGUCUUGGAGGUGAAGGGCGGAGUGUCCGAAGGUGACUUCAAGUUCAAACUCGUGACGGUCGGUGACUCCGGUGUCGGGAAGUCCUGCCUGCUAACGCGCUUCGUGCAGGACUACUAUUCGGACUGCCACAUCUCGACCAUCGGUGUUGACUUCAAGACGGUGGUGACCAUGGUGAAGGGUCGCCUCGUGAAGUUGCAGCUCUGGGACACCGCUGGGCAGGAGCGGUUCUCUGUGGUCACAGGCAACUACUACCGAAACUCGGAUGGCUUCAUUUUUGUGUACGAUGCCACCAGCAGGGCCAGCUUCGACCACGUGGAGCAAUGGCUCGGCCAGGUGCAGCAACACCACGAGUGUGGCCCCACGACGAUCAAGAUCUUGGUGGGGAACAAGUGCGACAUGUUGGAUGAGCUGCAGGUCACUGAGGAAGAGGGACGAGCCAAGGCUGAACAGAUGGGCGCCUUCUUUAUUGCGACCUCCGCCAAGACGGCGGCGAACGUGGACAUGGCCUUCUUGACGGCGGCGCAGAACCUUGUGGAGAUGAGGAGGAGACAAAAGCAGCCGGCAGCCAAAGCAGCUCCUGGGCAAUCGGGGCCAAUCGGCCUUGGGAACCCUGGGCCUGCGGGCGGAGGAGCCCCAAAGAAGGCCUGUUGCCAAGGAGGAGGCAACAAAGAGCCUCCCAGGAUUGGUGGACGAUAG
Molecule: messenger RNA, 4602 nt
Organism: Durusdinium trenchii
Lineage: Eukaryota; Dinophyceae; Suessiales; Symbiodiniaceae
Source: the annotation of a GenBank genome assembly